Cryphonectria parasitica EP155 is the source of this 1551-nucleotide messenger RNA. RefSeq lists its product as uncharacterized. The record is from RefSeq and is a predicted model, not a curated record. The transcript has 2 exons. The coding region runs from base 1 to 1551 and encodes 516 amino acids. NCBI's taxonomy places the organism in Eukaryota, Fungi, Ascomycota, Sordariomycetes, Diaporthales, Cryphonectriaceae.
AUGGAAGCGAGCGUCUCUAUAUGGGACUUUGAAGAGUCAGGCGCAGCAUCUAACUUGGGUGGGAUCAAGCACAAGAACGACUUGUCCAAGCUUGAGGAAGCCCUAAAGGAGGGCUCACAGCCGUAUGCUAGAACAGGUCGACAACGUUUGUUUAUCGUGCAAACCCCAUCACAAUGCAAUGGACGUCAUCCAUCGGCCACCUGCAGGCCUUGCCAGGCCGGUCAUAAACUCAGACAAGUGCUAGAGACAAGCCUACACAUGCCACAGGACAUGCUCAAUAUCCAUCAGUGGAACAAUACAACAUUUCGCUUCAACGAGACCAUCAACUGCCCGAGACUUCCAACGAUUUGUAAUCCGAGGAGGAGAUUCUCGAUUGAAUAUUUCGAAAUGUGGCAGAUUACAAGCCAGAAGUCCUUCGAUCACUAUAUGAAGAACGCGAAGAAUAGCAUUGUGCAGUGCGCAGCAACAGGGAGAGAUCUCCAGUGUCAUAAAUGGAGCAAGACUUCUGAAUGGCUUCUCAUCGCGCCGCGAAAGUGUUCAUUCUGGUCCGAAAGACACGGCUACGGCUGGAAUGCUGUGAUUCUGUGCGACCCUCCUCCCAGAAAGGUCAUGAUCAACGGGCUGGAGAUCGACGUGGCUACCAAAAUCUUCGAAGGCGGCUAUCAUGGAUUCAUACCUGAUCACGUCCGUGGUGCAAGAAUCGAGGCUCCACCACACACAUCCCUUUUCGACGACAUAAACUACUACAUCCGAGAACAUUCCGCUGUAUUGGGACCCGUCACAGAGCCAGAGUCAGCGGCAGUAUUCCUCAGGAAGAUCGCCGCCAGCCACUAUUGCCAGUUGUUGGGCUUUGUCAGCCAUCAGACCGCGUCCAUGCGAUCCUCAGGGUGGGCGGUCCAGCGCCGGACACAGCAGGAAAUCGACGAAGCCAGCCAGGUCGAGAGCGCGUGGAGCCACUUUAAGUGUCCAGAAUACUUCGAGGCACUCAGCCACGUGCUGGACUGCUUUGGCAUUCCGCAUGGGCAUGAACCGUACGAGCACUUUGAUGUGGACGCAGAGGGUUUUCUCGAUGCCUCUCGGCGACACACGAACAUGAACAAUAGCCCAGUCCAUUCUCCUGGGCACGCAGACUGGCGGACAUCAACUCCAGAUCUUCUCUACCUUCAUCGGGAGUUCCGCUUGCGUCUCGCAGACUACGCCCGCAUGACAUCGUCUCUAGCAGCGCUCAACGGCAUGAUCGGCGGUCGUCUCUCGAUCCUGGAGGCCCGCACGGCUAGAACGCUGACUCUGGUGGCCAUGCUGUUCGCACCCCCGGCUUGUGUGGCAUCAAUCUUCAGUAUACCCACGGAUAUAUUCGGACAGGAAGGAGGGCCGCCCUUUUGGUGGUACUGGGCUGCUACUGUACCGCUCACAGUGAUAGUGUUUCUUCUAACUUACUUGGUUCAUGAAAGAGAUUUUGUGAGGCGCGUAUGGAAUGCAAGGAAGCCGAGGGUGAACGGUCAAGGCAUCGAGGAUGAGAAGGCAAAGGAUUACGGAGAUUACAACGCGUGA